AGCAUUAACCAAUUUAUGUAAAAUUCUCUCUAAGCAACGCCCAAUCCAAAAUCCAGCAAAUGACGACCUCCGUCAAGAACAACUUCUUCCCUCCAUCUCUCAUGUCUAAUCUCCAGCAAGUUCUCAUCAACCGAAGCGACGUCGAUGUCGACGCCGCCGGCGUAGAACAAACUUCUGCUAAGGAUAAUGAUCCGAUUCAAGUUGUUGCUUCUGCUACAUCUUCUGCCGAAAGAAGCACUGUCCACGGCAAUGUAUGCGAAGAUUCUGAAAAGGAAAUUCUUUUGGUUACAAAUGGAGAGGGAAUAGAUUCCCCUGGCCUCACUUCCCUCCUCGAAGCUCUUGUUCGUGAUUCCCGUUUUAAUGUUCACGUCUGCGCUCCUCAAUCGGACAGAUCCGUAUCUGGUCACUCAGUGACGGUUAGGGAGACUCUUGCUGCUUGUUCUGUUGAUAUUAACGGCGUCACUGCUGCCUAUGAAGUUUCUGGGACACCCGCGGAUUGCGUUUCUUUAGCUUUAUCGGGAUCAUUGUUUUCUUGGUCUAAGCCUGUCCUGGUAAUCAGUGGAAUAAACAGAGGAUCAAGUUGUGGCCAUAACAUGUUCUACUCGGGUGCUGUUGCUGCUGCUAGAGAGGCAUUGAUUUGUGGUGUACCCGCUCUUUGCUUAUCAUUGAACUGGAAGAAUGGAGUAAGCUCGGAAAAUGACUUGAAGGACGCAGCCAGUGUUUGUUUACCAUUAUUGUAUGCUGCCAUUAGAGACGUCAGGAAGGAAAAGUUUCCCAAAAGUUGCUUAUUAAACGUAGAAAUUCCUACUUGUCCCAUUGCAAACAAGGGCUUCAAAGUAACCAGACAGAGUCUAUGGAGAUCCUCUUUGAGCUGGCAAGCAGUGCCAGCCAACAAGCAUCCGUCUGCCGGCCAUUUCUUGUCUAAUCAACAGAGCCUUGGUAUGAAGCUUGCACAACUUAGCCGAGAUGCCUCCGCAGCUGGUGCAGCUCGCCGCCUGAACUCACGUAGGAAGAAUGUUGAGAUUGAAUCUGUUGGGGUUGCGGGAAAAGUGAAUUCCCCACAAACAGUGAAGAAAUACUUCCGUUUAGAGUUCUCAGAAAAGGAGGAGGAAAAUGUUGAAGAGGAUCUAGAUUUUACAGCAGUUGAAAAUGGAUUUGUUUCAGUGACUCCAUUUUCUUUAAGCAUUCAGCCAGACAUCCAAGGCUUGGUAACUAAUUGGAUUGCAGCUGCACUUGCCAGCGAGCAAUAAAACACCCUCCUCCAGAAUUGUAAAGUAAUUAAGUUUGUGUUUCGUUGGUAGUGCAUGAUUAGUAUUACCUACCUAGUUUAUGCCCCUGUUAAACUUAAAUUCAGGCGACUCAAGCCAUGAAUUUUGAACAAAUUUUUAAGGAUUAAAGAGUGUACUUCUGCUUUUGACGUAUGUGACUCUAAAUACUUUGUUUUGUGCGUUGGUCCUUGGCCUUCCAUCUAUUUCAUGAACCUUCUUAUGGUCUA
Hevea brasiliensis (rubber tree) is the source of this 1495-nucleotide messenger RNA. RefSeq lists its product as uncharacterized. Gene Ontology annotation, molecular function: nucleotidase activity. Lineage: Eukaryota; Viridiplantae; Streptophyta; Magnoliopsida; Malpighiales; Euphorbiaceae. The record is from RefSeq and is a predicted model, not a curated record. Bases 60 to 1250 code for a protein of 396 amino acids. The transcript is spliced from 10 exons.